Oppiella nova is the source of this 2745-nucleotide messenger RNA. Lineage: Eukaryota; Metazoa; Arthropoda; Arachnida; Sarcoptiformes; Oppiidae. The record is from the annotation of a GenBank genome assembly.
AUGACCUACAGGGCCUCCCUGUCCCUUAUUGAUCAAUUUGCCAGGGAAAUCCUGAUAGACGGUAAAUGGAAGAAAACAUUGUACUACUGGUCAGAAAGGAAUAUCCCUGGUCCAAAACCGAUCCCAAUAUUUGGCAACUAUUUGAACUUCUUUUUCAAAGAUUUGCCUCAUUUGGAGUUAGAGUGGUAUCACAAAUACGGACGACUUUAUGGAACCUUUGCGGGUGAGAAACGUGAGCUAAUGGUGUCGGACCCGGAGAUCAUUAAACAACUUCUGGUCAGAGAUUUCUAUUCGAUACCAAACAGGAGAGACAUUGGGACCCGACUUAAGGUAUUCAUGUCUGUUAUGUUUCUGUCGAGGGAUGAGAACUGGAAGCGCAUCCGAGCCAUUGCCAGCUCUUCGUUCACAUCCAGCAAAAUAAAGCAAACGAUUGGUCUCAUCAACGAGUGCUGCACUGAUUUCAUCAAACAUUUGGGCAAAAUGGCUGACAAUAAGAGCGAAAUUGAUUUGAAACUCAUGACCAGUGCCUACACCAUGGAUGUGAUCGCCAGAUGCGCCUUCACUUCCAAGACAAACACAUACGAAGACCCGAUCCUCGAGGCCAGUGAUGUCACUGAAGCGCAUCAUAUGGUCGAAGGCAACGACGAAACGAAGGCCAGUAUUAAAGCCUUCAGUAAUGUGGUCGAGAAGAAGUUGACUGAGGAUGAGAUCGUCGGCCAGUGCUUCCAGUUCUUCACGGCUGGCUUCGAGACAACGGCCAAUACUCUGGCGUAUUGUAUGUAUGAGUUGGCAAUCAAUCCGACACUUCAGGACAGACUCCGCGACGAAACGAAAGCCGCGUUCAAUGAAAAGCGAGAAAUCAAUUGCGAGGUAUUAUCGAGACUGCCGUUCAUUGACGCUCUCGUAUCGGAAACAUUGCGCUGUUAUCCGCCGUUACUCCGAUUGGAAAGGGAUGUCAAUCAAGACAUAGUGUUGGAUAAAAAUGGCCUUAAGAUUGAGAAGGGAGUGAUUGUUCAGAUCCCCUUAUAUGCUAUUCAUCACGACCCGGAUAACUAUUCGGAUCCCUAUUACUUCAAUCCGGACAGAUUUAUGCCCGAAAAUCGUCAUAACAUCAAACCCUAUACUUACCUCCCAUUUGGUGUCGGCCCUCGAAAUUGCAUUGGAAUGCGAUUUGGAUUAUUGGAAAUGAAGUUAAUUUUGGCAAAGAUUUCGCAACAAUUUGUGCUCAAAAGAGUUGCCUCGACUACAAUUCCGGUCAACUUUGUUAAGGGACGACCUGUACUACUGUCCAAACCUAUUAGUAGUUUGAAUUUGUUUAACCCUGAUAGGUUUAUGCCUGAGAAUAGACAUAAUAUCAAACCCUACACAUACCUACCCUUCGGUGCGGGUCCUCGAAGUUGCAUUGGUAUGAGGUUUGCAUUACUCGAAGCCAAGUUAGCUUUGGCUCAUAUUAUCAGAAGAUUUAAUUUUAUUAAAAUCCAGAAUACAGACGUUCCCCUCCAAUACAAAAGGGCAUAUCGUAUAACAACUCCUAAAAGAUCGAUUAUAGUACUCUUGUAUUUAUCCAGAGGGUUUUCCUAUUGGUCUAAAAAGGGGAUCAAAGGUCCUAGACCAAUUCCAAUUUUUGGUAAUCUAUUGGACUUUUUCAUAAUACCUCAACCCUUGCAAGAACUCAAAUGGUUUAAAAAAUAUGGAAAAAUUUAUGGUCAUUACCUUGGUAAAACUCCAGUUUUGAACAUAAGUGAUCCGGAAUUGAUUAAACAAAUCAUGGUAAAAGACUUCCAUCUAUUCCCGAAUCGAACCAAUUUCGGUCGAAGUAGUGAUGCGAUUCUGAGCAGAACUUUGGUUCAAUUGACUGGCGAUGACUGGAAGAGAGUCCGAUCCAUAGUUACCCCGACAUUCACUUCCGGAAAGAUGAAGAAAAUGUAUCCAAGAAUUAGGGAGUGUUUGACAGACUUUAUGAACCAUUUGGAGGGCUUUGCCGCUAAGAAAGAAGAGGUGAACGUAAAGGACUUGUACGGGAACUACACUAUGGAUGUGAUCGCCACGUGUGCCUUCGCCACCAAAACUGAUGUCCAUAAAGCACUGGAUAACCCAUUUGUAGUAAACGCGAGGAUUACGUUCAAUCAAAACCCUCUUAGAAGAAUAGCCCAAAUGAUGUUACCAGGGUUUGUACAAAGAAGGUUAGGGUUGUCCGCACCAACCACCAGAGACUUCUUCUUGGGAUCCAUUCGUCAGAUCCUCUCAAAUAGACGACAAAAUCAGAAUCAGAAAUACAAUGAUUUCUUACAACUGCUUAUUGAUGUGGAAAAAUCAAAUGACAUCACAAGAGAUGAGAAUGAUAUCAAUGAAUCACAUCAUGUGAAUGAAGGUGAGGAAGAGUUGGCGGUUGAAAGAAAAGCAUUGAAUAUAAAUGUUGUGAAUAAGCACUUGACUGAGAAUGAGAUCCUCGCACAGGCUAUGAUUUUCCUUUUGGCCGGGUAUGAGACGACGGGAACAUUGCUUUCAUUUUGUACGUAUGAAUUGGCACUCAAUCCUCACGUCCAGGAAAUACUAAACAAAGAAGUAAACUCUGCCAUCGAUUCCAACGGAGAGAUUGAUUAUGAUUUGUUGUCAAGACUUCCGUAUUUGGAUUCAGUCAUCUCAGAAACAUUGAGACUCCACUCCCCGGCCCAACGUUUGUCNGGUCAGUUUAAAGAAGAAUUGACAGGAAGUCUCUUCAAUCGCGUGCUUCAUAUUUAUUAA